AUGUUACUUUCUCUUUCUGAAACCUUCUUUCGUUUGUUCUUUCACUCUUUCGUUCAUUCAUUUGUUUGCUCGUUCAAAAUAACAAAGAGCGCUCUUUCUUCUUUUAUUUCUUUUCUUCUUCUUUUCCUCUCUGCUUUCUUUCUUCCCUUUUUUCAUUUUCUUUCCUUUCUUUCUUUCUUUCAUCUUUUGUUCAUUCAAAAUAAAAAAAAAGAGCUUUCCUUCUUCCAUCAUCUCUCCUCUUUUUCUCUGCUUUAUCACCAUUUUCUUUCCUUCUUUUUCCUUUCUUUUUUCAUUCUUUCUUUCUUUCAUUCUCUUAUUUUUCCUUCUUUCUCACUCACUCUCUCUCUCUCUCUCUCUCUCUUUGUCAUUUUCUUUUUGCUUUCUCUUAACAAAAUCUACUUUUUCUCAUUUUACCAUUGUCAAUCUCUUGUUCUCUCUUUUUUUUUCUUUCUCUUCUUUUUUUGUUUCUCCAUUUCUUUUUUUGUUUCUCCAUUUCUUUUUUCAUUUCUCCUUUUCUUUUCUUUUUCCUUUUUUCUUUUUUAUUUCUUCUUUUCUUUUUUAUUAGUCUUUUCUUUUUAUUUCUAUUUUUCUUUUUCUUUUUCCUUUUCUUUUUAUUUCUUUUUCUUUUUUAUUUCUUCUUUUCUUUUUUCAUUUCUCCUUUUCUUUUUUAUUAAUUUUUCUUUUUUAUUUCUAGUUUUCUUUUUUCGUUUUCUCUUUUGUUUUUCAUUUCUCUUUUUUCUCUUUUUCUUUUUUCUCCUUUUCUUUUUAUUUUUCCUUUUCUUUUUUCUUUUUCCUUUUCUUUUUUAA
Molecule: messenger RNA, 807 nt
Organism: Acanthosepion pharaonis
Lineage: Eukaryota; Metazoa; Mollusca; Cephalopoda; Sepiida; Sepiidae
Source: the annotation of a GenBank genome assembly